AUGGGAGUAGCAGCAACUGCAAUUCCCUCCAUUGUUGAAGGCAGAGGACAUCGUAUCUCAAACAUUCAAACUCUUCCAAUUGUAGUGUCUGACAAGAUCAAUUCAUUUAGUAAAACCCAUCAAGCCGUUGCACUUUUGAAUCAACUAGGCCUUUCAGAGGAAUUGAAGAAAGUAAAGGAUUCUAAGGUGAUUACUGCAGGUAAGGGUAAAUUUAGGGGCAGGAGAUACACCAAAAGGACUGGUCUUUUGGUAAUUCACGACAAUGAUUGUUCUUCUCUCGAUGCUUUUAAGAAUAUCGAGGGUGUAGAGUUGCUUGACAUCAACUGUUUAAAUAUUCUUAAGCUUUGUCCAGGUGGUAAGUUGGGAAGAUUGGUUAUGUGGACACAGUCGGCCUUUGUGAAGUUAGAAAGAAUAUUCUCUGAUGAAUUCAAAGCAGGUUUUGUACUGCCAAAACCUAUGUGUACGUCUGAAGAUCUAGAAGAAUACUUCUAUUCACCAGAAAUCCAGGAACUUAUCAACGUUCCUUGUUUGUUGAGCAAGGGAACACUUUCCAAAACUCAAGAAGAAAUUACCAGAGCUGCUAAGAUGGUCGAAUUAUAUGAGAAACUUUAA
Molecule: messenger RNA, 612 nt
Organism: Medioppia subpectinata
Lineage: Eukaryota; Metazoa; Arthropoda; Arachnida; Sarcoptiformes; Oppiidae
Source: the annotation of a GenBank genome assembly